Molecule: messenger RNA, 2634 nt
Organism: Chenopodium quinoa (quinoa)
Lineage: Eukaryota; Viridiplantae; Streptophyta; Magnoliopsida; Caryophyllales; Amaranthaceae
Exons: 2
Coding region: 1724-2536 (270 amino acids)
Source: RefSeq, a predicted model, not a curated record
AGUUGAUAAACAUUUUUAAUCAUUUUCAAUUUUUAAUUUUCAGAAAUCAAUCAACUGAAGAUGAGCCUCCAAAAGAGGCUACAGCAAAGGAUCAGCCUACACAACAAGUGAAGGCUAUAGCAGAGGAUGAGCCUCCAGCAGAGGAAGAGCCUCCAAAAGAGGAUGAGCCUCCAGCAGCAGUUGAAGAAACACAUUCAUACAUAAUGCAAAAGAAAAAAUUAAAAGUGUCAACUCAAGGAAUACUAAAAAAACUAACAAAAAACUGGAAAAUUGCUCCUGUUAGCAAGGUCAUUGCUGCUAAAAAGGCCCCUGCUACAACUGUUGAUACUGCUGGAAAAGCCACUGCUGCUGAAAUGGCCCCAGCUACAACUACUGAAAAGUCCUCUGCUGCAGAAAAAUCCCAUGCAGCAAGUUCUGCAAAUGCACAACAGAAGGCCCCUGCUGAAAUUAAAAAAAUCCUAUUAGGUAAUGUACAUAAUUGUUAAAUUAAAUAUUAAAUUUUUUUAAUCAAUAACACUUAUACUGAAAAUGUUCAUUUACCAAUUUGUAAAUGAUCUAAAUGUAUAGGUGGUGAAGAAAUUGAGAUUGAGGAUGAAACAGAAGAAGAUUGGAAAGACAAGAAGAAUUGCAAAGGGAUGAGGAGUUGACAAGAAUAUUGAGAGGUAUAAAACCUGUUGAAGAGUUAAAUUUGUCUCAAAAGAGUGAAGAAUCUUCACAAAAUUCAAAGCAACCAAGAAGGAAAAUGGUUGCAAGGAAAAAUCAAAAGAAAAAAGAAUUGGAAGAAAAUCAGAAAAAACAGGAAUAUGAACAAUCACCAGCAAGAAGAACAAGAAGUAAAUCACGAGGUAAAUAAAAUGUACAAUUUCUAAUAUAACAAUGAUCAUAUUAAAUAAAAUAUUACAACUAUAUUAAUAUUUAUAUAACAAUGUUUAUUUGCAGAUGUUAAGUUGCCUGGCAUAUCAGCUAUAGCAACAGCUGCUGCAACAAUUGCUGAAAACCUACCAGCAGCAACAACACCCAAAAAACCUGGGCGUCCAAGGGCUGCAACUGCAGUUGCAGAGAAACCUGUUGAGAAAACAGGGCGUACAAGGGCUGCAGUUAUUGGGAAAGCAGGCCAAAAAGGUAAAAGAACAUAUCUAAAACAAUAAAUGUUCAAUUACAAUCUUACACUUUUAAAAUGUUUAUUUUACUUAAUGUAAUUGAUCAAAUAAUUAGGUGGUCAGAAAAGACCUGCUGCAUCAGCCAAAAGUCCUGCAAAAAAAAGAAAAGUCAUACAUCAAGUGCCUUAUAAUGAACCAUCAGAGGAUGAAGAACAAGAAGAAGUCCCUGCAACAAGUUCUGCUCCUGCAGAAAAGAAAAUUCUUAAAAAAGUAGAACAAAAAGGUAAUGUACAUAUUAAUAAAGUUAAAUGUUCAAAUACAAACUAGCAAUUUACACUUUCAUAUAUAUAUGUUCAUUUUACAUAUUAUAAUUGAUCAAAUGUUUAGGUGGCCAGAAGAGGCCUUCUGCAUCAGCUAAAGGCCCUUUGAAGAAAACAAAAAUCAUUGAAGAACAAUCAAAGGAGGAAAAUGAAGAAGAUGAUAAUAGUAAUACUGAUAGUGGAUCAGACAGUGAGGAUCCAGCUUUUGAUGCUGAAAAAGAAGAAGAUGAAGAAAGUGAGGAGGUGGAAGUAGUUCAAGAAAAGAAAACAACAUUGAAAAAACCAAAAGCUGAAGAAAAAAGAAUGGUUCUGUAUGAGAGGGAACCAAUAAAAAAGAUUGUGAAGAGGAAAACUGAAUUUUCAGUGGCUAAAAAAAAAGAAGAGGAGGAAGAAAAGAAUGAAGAGGAAGUUGGAAGUUCGACAAGAGGAGGCCAUGUCAAAUUCAUGCAUUGGGUUAAGAAAAUGAGUGAUACACAGAAGAAAUUAGUGCAUGAAAUAGGACUGGGGCCGUUGUUGGAUAUAGAACUUCCUCAGCUUGACAAACAAUUCAGCCAUUGGAUUUUAGAUAGCUUUGAAGUCAGUAGUUGUAGUUUUGAGCUGCCUAAAGGUGAGAAAAUUGAAAUUGAGGUGGAGGAUGUGAGAAUUGUAUAUGGUUUGCCAAUGGGAGACAUUCCCAUUGUUGAAGCCAAAUCAGACAGAGAAAGUGAAGAUUUUGGUGUAUUUAUAAAAAAUUGGAGGUCAAAAUGGCAAGGCAAAACACCAUCUGUAAACCAAAUUAUUGCUCAAUAUACAAGUGAUAAAUUCAAAAACCAAAGGCCAGCAGAAGAAGAUUUUCUCACCAACUUUUUGGUAGUUGCUGUGAAUUGUUUGAUGAAGUGUAUUUCAAACAACCAAUGUCAUUUCAAGUUUCUGUUUUCUAUGAUGGACAAAGAAAAAAUAAAAAACUUGAAUUGGUGUCAGUACGUGUUUGACUCUCUCAUCAGUUGCCAUGUGACAUGGAGAAAGAGUGGAGGAAAAGGAUUCUACAAUGGACCACUGCAAUUUCUGAUGGUAAGUUUACAACACACAAUAGUAAAUUAUAAAAUGUUCAUUUUAGUAACAAUGAAUGUUCAUUAACAAAAUGUUAAAUAUCGAUUUCGUCUAAAAUUUUAAUCUUUUAUAUUAAUUGUUCAUUUGUAUUAUAUUAUAUGUUCAUUUAUAGUAAUGGGUUUUGG